This is a messenger RNA of Loxodonta africana (African savanna elephant), 661 nucleotides long. It is a transcript of the gene MRPL51, whose product is annotated as mitochondrial ribosomal protein L51. Gene Ontology annotation, biological process: translation. Gene Ontology annotation, molecular function: structural constituent of ribosome. The coding region runs from base 158 to 544 and encodes 128 amino acids. The transcript is spliced from 3 exons. The record is from RefSeq and is a predicted model, not a curated record. Gene Ontology annotation, cellular component: mitochondrial large ribosomal subunit. Lineage: Eukaryota; Metazoa; Chordata; Mammalia; Proboscidea; Elephantidae.
UCCCGGAGCUCCCUGGGAAAGGCCCAAGAUGGCUGCCGCCAGCUUUGGGUGUGUGUGAGGUUAGGAGUGAUAGUUCUCGUCGUUAUCUCCCUGAGGAAUACGUCUGGUCCUCAUGUUUGGAAUCGUGCCGUGUGCCGUUGUAAGAUAGACGAGAGCAAUGGCAGGGAGCCUCUCUUGGGGGGCAAGCAGGGUCCUGUGGGGCUGGGUGCCCCUGACCUGCAGAAGCUUCUCUCUGGGCGUUCCUGGAUUGUCCCGUGUAAGGCUUACCCUCCCACCCCCUAAAGUGGUUGAUCGUUGGAACGAGAAGAGAGCCAUGUUUGGGGUGUAUGACAACAUUGGGAUCCUGGGUAACUUCGAAAAGCAUCCCAAAGAACUGAUCAAGGGCCCCAGAUGGCUUCGAGGUUGGAAGGGAAAUGAAUUACAGCGUUGUAUCAGAAAGAAGAAAAUGGUUGGGAAUCGAAUGUUCCUUGAUGACUUGCACAACCUUAACAAACGCAUCAGCUAUCUUUACAAACACUUUAAUCGACAUGGAAAGUACCGGUAGAAGAGAAGACUGAGAAUUGUGGAAGUGGUACAUCUAUCACCCUGAAAAGGGGAACAGUACAUUUCCUUAUGAGGAAAGGGCUUUGUGUUUUCUGUAAUAAAAUGGGUUUCUUUGGAA